Molecule: messenger RNA, 831 nt
Organism: Fimicolochytrium jonesii
Lineage: Eukaryota; Fungi; Chytridiomycota; Chytridiomycetes; Spizellomycetales; Powellomycetaceae
Product: peptidase of plants and bacteria-domain-containing protein
Exons: 1
Coding region: 1-831 (276 amino acids)
Source: RefSeq, a predicted model, not a curated record
AUGACCUCCCCAACCUCGCAUCAUCCAUCCGCCCCCACCCCAACCCCAACCCCAACCGUCCUCCCCCUCCCAAUCCGCCUCCCCCCCGUAACAGUCCACCUCACCCACCACCCGGGUACCACCCUCUUCUCCAAAUCCAUCCCCAUCCCCACCGACCUCCUCCUCACCCUCUCCCUCCGCGCAAUCGCCCUCAUCUACCCCGCCGCAUCCUCCACAACCCUCCCGCCCCUCGCGUCGAUCAGCCUGCAUGUGCGCCCGUUCGAGGGGAUCGCGCAUACCACCCAUUCCCACACCACAUGCACCGACACGCCCCCGCCCUCGGACGCCAUUCCGCCCUCGGGAACAAUCACCUCCGAGAUCCAUCUCAGCAGCACGUACAUCCAGAGCGUGCACGCCACCAACGCCUCGGACGUGAAAGCGACGACGCAUGAAAUACUCGGCGUCCUCCUCCAUGAGCUCACACAUGUCUGGCAAUGCUACGUCGCCGCUCCCGCGCCGCACUGGAUCGUCGAGGGGGUUGCUGACUACGUGCGGCUGCGCGGGGGGCUGGCCGCGCGCCAUUGGCGGAGGGGGGUCGGGGGGAAUUGGGCCGAUGGGUAUGAGCGGAGUGGGUACUUUUUGGAUUGGUGUGAGGGGAAGUGGGAGGGGUUGGUGGGGGAGUUGACGAGGAGGCCCGCGGAGGAGACGGUGAGGGGGUGGACGGGCGUGGAGGUGGGGGUUUUGUGGGAGAGGUAUCAGGCGUGGUUGGAGGAGGAGGGUGGGGAGGCGGCGGGGGUGAGCGUGCCGACGCAUGGGGUUGAGGUGCCGAUGCCUACGCAUGAACCUGCGUAA